UGAUUCCUAUUUUGAUAAAAUUAGUGUGGUUUGGUUCAUUGCCUAUUCAGGUGUGGCUGGCCUGGUGUUGUGUGCCUUGUCCUACAAUUUUAUCUGUGUUUUAUUAAAUAUAACACUGCAAGUGGACGGAGAAUAGGUUAUAACUGUGAAGUAACCGUCGACUAUGCGUGGUUUAGAAAUAACUUUGAAGAUUAUUGUGCUGUUUAAUUUCCUGUCUGUGAUUUCAGGUUCAGAGUCUGGUGAGGCGUGUGAUUUGACAAAAGUUCACAACUGCUAUUCGAACCUAAACAUGUCGUUGCUUUCUGAGAAUCAAACAGCUUUCUGCAAUGAAGAGCUCAGAAGACUUGGUCAGUGUCUUGAGCCGUAUGACACAGUAUGUCAAAAUGACAGUAUAUAUCGACUCAAUGUCCAGGCGUUUCAACCAUCCACAUUUCAGUGUCAAGGUAGCGAUGGCCUACAGUGUGACGUUAAAGCUAUAAGAAGUUGUGUUAUAAAUUUGGAUACCUCUUCGAUAGUCUCAAAUGUAACAUUAUUCUGCAAUUUUAAAUUAAAGAAGGCCUUGGACUGUAUCACAGUCUACAGGGAUGUUUGUUCCUCAAGUUCCUACUCAGACUUGUACAGUUCUUAUGUUUCCUCGCUCCAACCCGAAAAAUAUGGUUGUUCUGGAACAAAUGGAGAACAGUGUGAACUGGUAACAGCAACACAGUGUAUUCUAAAAUUCAAUAUCCAACGUAUGGAACAUUUCAAUGAUACCGGUUCCUUGAUGAAUGAGACAGCUCUAUGUCAGCACCUUAAGUCUGCAGAAGCUUGUGUUGCUCCAUACGAAAGUGCCUGCGCAGCAAAAACCUCAUUUUCCUCCAUUAUGAAAUUCUUAAAAGAUGAUCGAUGUAAAGAACCGGUCAUUAUCCCUACAAAUUCAUCCCCACGCCUGAACUUUGGGAUCAACAUGAUGGCAUUGCUCAUUAUCAACCUUUGCCUUAUUAGUCUAAGAAAUCGACAAAGAAUUUAAUCCAAUGUUCUUCAAAUGAUGCAGUGUUGUGUCAUAAUAAUACUGCCAUGCAGCGUAAGGAAAACGGAAACUGCUGUCCAUGUAGUGGGUGUUGAGAGGUCCAUUAAUACACACUCAAUCAUUGCUUUUUACAAUGUACUACUGUAACGUUUGCAAACUCCCUACAUUUUACAUUUGUAAUAAUACCUGACGUGUGCCUGUAUUGCACGUAUGUCUUGAGAGACUAAUACUCCCUCUUUCAAUUAUCACGUAUUAUCUUGUUAAAAUGCCAAUCCUUCGAUCUACCUAAAUUUCAUUUUUAUUUAUUUAUUAUUAUUAUUUUUUUGGUAGAAUGAAAAAAAAAAAGAAUUAUGCCAUUCUUUGUAUUUAUAUAUAUACACACACAAUGAUGGAAACACACAAGUUACUGGAAUAUACCCGAAAACAGCUUUCUAGGGAUUAACAAUAUUUUUUACUACUGAAAUGAAAGGUAUGUGAUAUUGAAUGGACGAACAGAUAAGACAAUUUAAAAACUUUAGGAAGAGGGUAUGGAAAAUAGGUAGAUCCUUCCAGUACCCUAUAUAAAUAUUUAUACGUAUUUCAUUUACAUGUAAUUUGUUAGAAAGCAAAUAGAUACACAAAGGUACAUCAUUUAACAGCAUCCUGUGUUCGACCUAUUGGUUAAUCAAAUGCUUUAACCGUUUAUAUUUAAACAUUACAAAAUCAUUUUGUAAAUUAUUGAAAGCAUUUCAAUAAAUUCAAAUAAAGAUUA
Saccostrea echinata is the source of this 1760-nucleotide messenger RNA. RefSeq lists its product as uncharacterized. NCBI's taxonomy places the organism in Eukaryota, Metazoa, Mollusca, Bivalvia, Ostreida, Ostreidae. The transcript has 8 exons. The coding region runs from base 164 to 1009 and encodes 281 amino acids. The record is from RefSeq and is a predicted model, not a curated record.